AAGUCUCUAGCAGAGAAGGGCAGAGUGACGCCAGGGGGCGGGGCUUAUCGGGAGCCAGUCCCGUGACCAAGAUGGCGGCCGCUGUCAGCUGACGAAGAAGACUGAGUGGAGGCAGCAGUGCGCCUGCGCGCAGGUGUCUUCCGGGGGCAGGUUCUGUUCCCGCUGUCCUGACUGCCAGAAGGCCGACCAUCAUGGACUUCUCCAAGUUCCUGGCCGAUGACUUUGAGGUGAAGUCCUGGGUGAACGGGGCCUUCCGGUCAGUGCAGCAAGAAGCCCCUGGGAAGGUGGACGCCCAUGCAGCCACCUUGGUGAUGAAGCUCCAGCUCUUCAUCCAAGAGGUCAACAACGCCGUGGAAGAGACGAGCCACCAGGCCCUCCAGAGCAUGCCCAGGGUCCUGCGAGAGGUGGAGGCCUUGAAGCAGGAGGCUGCCUUCCUGAAGGAGCAAAUGGUCCUGCUGAGGGAGGAUAUUAAGAAGCUGGAGCAGGACACAGCUCAGUCGAUGCAGGUCUUAGUCCAGCUGGACCACGUGAAAUCCCGGAUGCAGCUGGCAGCAGACUCUCUCCAGGAGGCAGACAAGUGGAGCACCCUCAGUGCCGACAUUGAAGAGACCUUUAAAACGCAGGAUGUCUUGGUCAUCUCAGGCAAGCUGACCAGCAUGCAGAACAGCCUGGCUGUGUUAGUGGACACCCCGGACUACUCCGAGAAGUGUGUCCACUUGGAAGCCCUUAAGAACCGGCUGGAGGCCUUGGCAAGCCCACAGAUCGUGUCUGCUUUCAGCACUCAGUCUGUUGAUCAGGCCCGAGUGUUUGUGAAAGUCUUCACAGAAAUCGACCGGAUGCCACAGCUACUGUCUUACUACUACAAAUGCCACAAGGUGCAGUUGGUGGCCGUCUGGCAGGACCUGUGCCAGUCCGACCUCCCUUUGGACCGGCAGCUGACAGAGCUCUACGACAUGCUUCUUGGGACUUGGCAUGCACAGCUCCAGUGGGCCAUGCAGGUUUUCAGGAACCCCCACCAGGUUGUGACGGUGCUGCUGCUCCAGGUUCUGGGGGCCCUGGUGCCUUCCCUGCCUGCCUGCCUCACCACUUCCAUGGAGCGCAUUGGCCCCGAAGGCAAGUUGGCCCACCUGCUGGGGCUUCGGGAGACCACUGCCUACUUUGCCCGGGGCCUGGAGGCUGCCAUGCUGCCCAGCCUGAAGGAGUGUAACUUGGUGAAGGUGGCGGAGCUGGUGGAAGCCACUUACGGCCCCUACAAGCCCUUCCAGCUGCAGUACGGAGACCUGGAGGAAGAGAAUCUCCUCAUCCAGAUGAGCGUCAUCCCACUGGAGCACGGAGAGGUCAUCGACUGCGUCCAGGAGCUGAGCCACUCAGUGAACAAGCUCUUUGGCCUGGCCUCAGGGGCCGUGGACAACUGCCUCAAGCUGACGGACGGACUUGGUGUGAGUGGCCUCCUCAAGGCCUUGCGGUCCCUCUUCAGCAAAUACGUCUCAGACUUCAGCAACGCCCUGCAGUCCAUCCGGAAGAAAUGUCAGUUGGAUGAGAUCCCUUCAGAUUCAUUCUUCCAGGAAGAUUGGAGUGCUUUCCAGACAGCAGUUCGAAUCAUCGGGACCUGUGGGGAGCUCCUGCGCCAGUGUGGAGACUUUGAGCAGCAGCUGGCAAACAGGAUCCUCUCUGCAGCAGGGAAGUACCUCUCGGACUCCUACAGCCCCUGCAGCCUGAGUGGGCUCCAGGAAUCCCCCUCGGAGAAGCCGAGUCCCCUCAAGAACCCCUGGCAGGAGCACAAUUACCUCCAGCAGGAGAGCCCGGCCGAGUACGCUGCCCUCCUGGAGAUGCUCUACACUCUCAAGGAGAAAGGGACCAGCCAUAACCUGCUGUCAGCGUCACGCUCGGCCCUCGCACGUCUCAACCAAGUGACCCACCAGCUGGCCUUUGACUCCGUUUUCCUUCGCAUCAAGCAACAGCUCUUGUUGGUCGCCAAGAUGGAGGGCUGGAGUACAGGAGGCAACGGGGAAAUGCUCACGGAUGACUUGCCCAACUUCAGCCUCACCCCCCUGGAAUAUAUCAGCAAUAUUGGCCAGUACCUUCUCUCCCUGCCUCUUCAUCUGGAGCCCUUUGUGACCCAGGAGGACUCUGCGCUGGAGCUGGCCCUGCAUGCUGGGAAACUCCCCUUCCCUCCUGAGCAAGGUGAUGAGCUUCCGGAGUUGGACAACAUGGCCGACUACUGGCUGGGCUCCUUGGCCAGGGCCACCAUGCAGACCUACUGUGAGGUUAUCCUUCAGAUCCCGGAGCUCACUCUACAUUCCACUAAGCAGCUGGCCACAGAUAUUGACUACUUGGCCAAUGUGAUGGAUGCUCUGGGCCUUCAGCCUUCCAAGGCCCUCCAGAACACUGUCACCCUCCUCAAGACCAAACCAGAAGACUACAAGCAGGUGUCCAAGAACUUUCCCCGGCGUCUGGCCAGCAUUAUCGCAGCCAUGAGGGGCCUGGACUAUUGAAGUGGCCUGGAUAUCUGUCCUGAAGUAUGGGGUCCCAGGUGGGUGCCUUGAGACAGAGUUGUCUAGAGCACGGGGACUCCAUUGUCUGUGCCUGGAGCCCCCUCCCCCCACACACAUUGCAGGGUUGUUGUGCUCCUGCCAGGAGCUGGCCUGCAGAGGAACUCAGAUGCAGUGCCUCCACAGGUUGUUGAGGGCACACAGAAGAGGUUCUUUGUACAUGACUCAUCUUGUGAUUUGAAUAAAUUACUAAGAUUUGUAAGUUAC
Molecule: messenger RNA, 2759 nt
Organism: Sceloporus undulatus (fence lizard)
Lineage: Eukaryota; Metazoa; Chordata; Lepidosauria; Squamata; Phrynosomatidae
Gene: COG7
Product: component of oligomeric golgi complex 7
Exons: 18
Coding region: 192-2495 (767 amino acids)
Biological process (GO): intracellular protein transport; Golgi organization; retrograde vesicle-mediated transport, Golgi to endoplasmic reticulum
Cellular component (GO): COG complex
Source: RefSeq, a predicted model, not a curated record